This is a messenger RNA of Lucilia cuprina (Australian sheep blowfly), 689 nucleotides long. RefSeq lists its product as uncharacterized. The transcript has a single exon. NCBI's taxonomy places the organism in Eukaryota, Metazoa, Arthropoda, Insecta, Diptera, Calliphoridae. The record is from RefSeq and is a predicted model, not a curated record. Bases 329 to 439 code for a protein of 36 amino acids.
AAAAAAAACAACACAACUAAAAAUUAAUAAAUACAAUUACAAAAGAAAAACGCAGGCGUAUUAAUACAAAACAAUUAAACGGAAAUAAAUAAAAAGGACCUCUAAGGAUAAAAUUAAAACUUUAGCUCAACACUUGUUAUUGAAAGCAACACUAAAGAACUUAACACAGAAUAAUAAUAUUUUAUAACAAAUUUUACAAUAACAAAAUAAACUAAAUCAAAAGAAAAAACCACAAAAAUAAUAAGCAAUUAACUUACAUACAACAACAACAAUAAUAACAAUUAAUAAAAAUUAAUUAAUUAUUCUUUUGUUGAGCCAGAAAAGUUUUAUGAGUAAUAGCGCCAUGGUUGCCGUAGCUAUUUGUUGUAUUCUUGUGCUUUUAGCCGUCUUCAUUGUCAUCAUCAUAGUUGUGGGCCAAACAAUGGGUGAACCAAAGUGAGAUAAACUUCAGCUGGGACCCGGUAAUUUCCCAGAUGGAUAACAAAGGCCUACCAAUUGUUAGUACAUCCUUAAAAUCAUCCCAAUCCAAGAAUAACAAUUAAAUUGAACAUUUUCAUUAGGAACAACAAACAAACAAACAAAAAAAAGUGCAACAACCAAUUAGUGGCUAAUAAUUCAUGAUAAAAAAAAUCUGGCAAAAGAAAAAUUUAACAUUUUAGUAAUCAAGUGAAUUUAAACUUUACAACAAC